Molecule: messenger RNA, 918 nt
Organism: Eucalyptus grandis
Lineage: Eukaryota; Viridiplantae; Streptophyta; Magnoliopsida; Myrtales; Myrtaceae
Product: zinc finger protein 8
Exons: 1
Coding region: 1-918 (305 amino acids)
Biological process (GO): negative regulation of abscisic acid-activated signaling pathway
Source: RefSeq, a predicted model, not a curated record
AUGGCGAUUGUGCCAUGCCCUUCAGAAGGCCCCAGCAUCUCAGCAGCUUCUGGAGAAACCCUAGCUUGUGAUAAUCAUCGUCACAAGGCCAAGAACAGAUUGACCAUGAAUGAAAAGACCGCCGAAGCCGAAGCCGAAGCCGAAGCCAAGCCCAAACCUGCCCCUCACCAUCAUGCGGCGAAUCAGGAGAUACCCAUCGAUGACGACGAUGACGGAGGCGUUAGGUCAACCGACCUAGACCUCAAGCUCUUCAACCAAGGCUUGCCAUCCAAUGCUAGGAAGAGCGGCGAAUCAUCGACAGAUGAGAAUUGCAAGGUCCCAAAAGCCAGGGUUUUCGCAUGCAACUUUUGCAAGCGAGAGUUCUCUACCUCGCAGGCUUUGGGUGGGCAUCAGAACGCGCACAAGCAAGAGCGGGCGCUCGCCAAACAGCGCAAGGGGAUGGAAGCUGAUCUGCUCGGGGUUCACCCGCACAUGUCGUAUUAUUACUCGGGUGUUCCCCAAAUGCCUCUAUAUGGGAGUAUAGGAAGGGCGCUCGGGAUCCGCCACGAGUCGAUGAUUCACAAGCCUUCUUACCCGUCAUCCGUGCUUCCAGGGUACCGGUUCGGGGGUCUAAGGCAAGUGUCCGGCGUGAACCCGAAUUCGAGACCGCCUUUGGACCGGACGAGGGUCGAGAGUCUUCAAGCAUAUGGUGGUGCCUCUGGGCUUGGCGAGCCUCCUCCUCCUCCUCCUCCUCCUCCUCCUCCUCCUCCUGCUACUUCUUUUGAUGGAAGCGCUAGCUUUGUAGUGCACCAAGCUCAAGUCGAUGUACGUCAGGAUAAUAACAGACCAAUGAAGAAAGAAGGUGAUCAUCCAGAAGAAGAAGUGCCUCAAAGUGACGGUUCUGAUCCAUCCGGAAUUGACUUGACUCUCAAGCUUUGA